This is a messenger RNA of Terrapene triunguis (Three-toed box turtle), 3414 nucleotides long. Its product is annotated as leucine-rich repeat flightless-interacting protein 2. Gene Ontology annotation, molecular function: DNA-binding transcription factor activity, RNA polymerase II-specific; RNA polymerase II cis-regulatory region sequence-specific DNA binding. Lineage: Eukaryota; Metazoa; Chordata; Testudines; Emydidae. The transcript is spliced from 26 exons. Bases 15 to 2060 code for a protein of 681 amino acids. Gene Ontology annotation, biological process: regulation of transcription by RNA polymerase II. The record is from RefSeq and is a predicted model, not a curated record.
CGUGGCGCGCGGCAAUGGGGACGCAGGGGGCCGGGCGGAAGCGGCUCCCCAACCGGGAGCGGCUGACGGCGGAGGACGAUGCGCUCAACCAGAUCGCCCGGGAGGCUGAAGCAAGGCUCGCAGCAAAGCGAGCAGCACGAGCAGAAGCACGAGAGAUCCGAAUGAAAGAACUUGAGAGGCAGCAGAAGGAGAUCUAUCAGGUCCAAAAGAAAUAUUAUGGUCUGGAUACAAAGUGGGGUGACAUCGAGCAGUGGAUGGAAGACAGUGAGCGUUAUUCUCGUAGAUCCAGAAGAAAUGCCUCGGCUUCAGAUGAAGAUGAGCGCAUGUCAGUGGGUAGCCGUGGAAGCCUGAGGUCUGACUUGGAGUAUGCCAGCGCCUAUCCAGUGGCUGGAUUAGAGAAUGAGAGGACCAAAAAGAAGAACUCCAAAGCAACCAAUGGUUAUGAUGAAGACAUGUAUGGAUCAUCCCAGAGUAGAAAAUCUAGCAGGAGCUCCAACUACAGCGGGGAAAGCAGAAAAUCUACAAAGAAGUCAUCCAGGGAGGAGAAGUCGGGUUCCUACUACUGUGACCUUGGUCUUCGCAACAGUGGCUUUACUUCCAAAUCCCAACCUUCUUCCCAAAAUGGAAAUAGGGCGUCUCUGUAUGAUGAGAGCAUUUACAGUGGGAAUCGUCGAUAUAGUGCCUCUAGUUCUCGUGCUCCGUCGGAGUACAGCUGCUACCUUGGCUCCGGAUCUCGGGCAUCUUCUAGAGCCAGCUCUGCUCGGGCAAGUCCAGUGGUUGAAGAAAGGCCAGAAAAAGACUUUGAGAAGGGAGCUCGUACUGUGUCAAGCUUAUCAGCAGCUACACUAGCCUCUCUGGGUGGAACUUCCUCCCGGAGAGGCAGUGGGGACACCUCCAUCUCCGUUGAUACUGAGGCAUCCAUUAGAGAAAUUAAGGAUAUCAAUGAGUUAAAGAACCAGAUUCAGGAUGUAGAAGGCAAAUACAUGCAGGGAUUGAAAGAAAUGAAGGACUCCCUAGCAGAAGUCGAAGAGAAAUAUAAAAAGGCUAUGGUGUCUAAUGCUCAACUAGACAAUGAGAAAACAAACUUCAUGUACCAAGUCGAUACCUUGAAGGAUGCAUUGUUAGAGUUAGAAGAACAGCUGGCAGAAUCCAGGAGGCAAUAUGAAGAGAAAAGCAAAGAAUUUGAGCGGGAAAAGCAUGCUCAUAGCAUAUUGCAGUUUCAGUUCACGGAAAUCAAGGAGACCCUGAAGCAAAGAGAAGAAAUGCUCGAGGAAAUCCGACAGCUGCAUCAGAAACAGGAGAGCUAUAUCAGGGAAAUUUCUGAUCUUCAGGAGACGAUAGAGUGGAAAGACAAAAAAAUAGGGGCGUUAGAGAGGCAGAAAGAGUUCUUUGAUUCCAUAAGGAGUGAGCGGGAUGACCUCAGAGAUGAGGUGGUUGUGCUGAAGGAACAACUGAAGAAACACGGAAUAAUCCCAAACUUGGAAGUAGCCACCAAUGGAGAGGCUUUAGAUGGUCUCGAUAAUGAAGCACAUUCAGAUUCUACCAAGAUUACUCCAGGAGCGACUCAGAUCCUACAGACAGCUGGGGAUGGGACACUAGACAGACUGAAAAAGCUCAUUGGUGAACGAGAAUCCUUGCUAGAACAGAUUAAAACACUAAAAGGACAACUGGAAGAGAAGCAGAAGAAUGAGAAGAUGGAGAAUCUGCAGUCUGAAGAUGAAGUUCUUGAGAAUGGGACAGAUAUGCACAUGAUUGAUCUCCAAAGAGAUGCCAACAGACAGAUCAGUGACCUCAAAUUUAAACUUGCAAAGUCUGAACAAGAGAUAACAACUUUGGAGCAGAAUGUAAUACGGUUGGAGGGUCAAGUAGCUCGAUACAAAUGUGCUGCUGAAAAUGCUGAAAAAAUAGAAGAUGAACUGAAAGCUGAGAAACGCAAACUCCAAAGAGAGCUUCGCUCAGCAUUGGAUAAAACUGAAGAGCUUGAAGUUAGCAAUGGCCAUCUAGUGAAACGGCUGGAGAAGAUGAAGGCCAAUCGAAGUGCUUUACUAUCUCAGCAAUAAUAGCCGGCUUUCACUGAAAACUACUACUUGAUGGAAUGAGAACAACAUUGGAGAUGCUUGUCUUUUGCUGUUUGGGAUGCUUUAUCAUCAUGCCUUCUGAGAACAAACAAAAAACCCACCCCAAACACAUGCACUCAUUUGCUAUAUGCCACCAAAUUGUGGUUCUCUCUACGCAGAUUCAAUCCUGCUGCACUAUAUACAUCGGAGUAGCUGAUCCAAAUGACUGGGCCUGUAGAUGCCCUUCCACACUGUAUGGUUGGUACAUUUGCAGUACAGUACCUGUAUACCAUUUAACAAGCACACCGGGCAUCGUGUUAGUUCUUCAUCCCGAAAAGCACAGCAGCCGUUUUUUGCCAUUUAAAAUGGUGUUAAAAAUAAAGAUUUAAACUGGGACUUGAAUUUUGUCUUGCUGAAAUUUAGGGGGGAGAAAAGCUGUAAUUUCUGGACUUCUCAUGGCAGUAUCUUCAAUUUAGUGACUACAGUAGUAUAUUCAUAGUAGGCUGUUCAUUAACAAAACACUGUGGAACCACAAGCCAUUACAAAGCAAAACUCCUUCAGUGGAAACCAUGGAAGAUGAUGGUCUUGGAAGCAAAAGUGACCUUAAAUGACUUUGCCAAUAAAACAAAGGUGUUUGGAAGGAAUUUUGCACCAGUUCAAUCAUAAGACUAUUUUAUUUCAGGGUGAAUAGGCAAUAGCUUCACUGAAUUACAGCUUUUUAUGUGUAUUAUUUAAUCCCUAUAUUUGGAAUUGAAGUAAACUACUUCUUUUAAAGGAUGUAAUAAUGUUGCAUAAAUAAACCAGAGUAAGGCCAUGUUUUAAAAAAGGUGGACUGCACUUACGUCAUUUCACUACAGUUGUCAAAGCAAAAGUAGCUGAGAAGUAAAGAAGCACUUUAGAAUACAUUGCUACAUCGAUUUUUCUACAAGUUCUGUAAUUGCAAAACUGUUCCUUGGGAAUUUUACAAAACAAUUUUCCACUUGAAAAAGAAAACAUAACCAAUUAAAAUAUCCCAGGCAGUUUUUACAAUCUAGUGACUCUGUUAGCAUUACAGCUCUGCUUCAUUAGAAAAGAUUUAUAAUAUUGAAUUCAAAGCAGUUAUCUGAGAAAUAAAUCCCAGCAAUUUGUCCCCCCUCCAGAGAAAGCUUGUAGUACAUAAGGAAUGCAGAUGAUUAUUGUACAAAACUCCCAAAAACUCUGUUCCAGAUAUAAGAUUAGAUAUCUCUUCAACAGAAAUAAUUUUCCAUGAAUGCUGACUCUUCUAGACUCCCUUCACUUCUGUUGCUUGCCACGUACUAAGCCAAAUUCAGGGUCAAGAGGCCAAAUUUCUCCUUAACCUCAGCUUUAGAUUUCUGGU